Messenger RNA from Carassius carassius (crucian carp), 1111 nucleotides. RefSeq lists its product as uncharacterized. NCBI's taxonomy places the organism in Eukaryota, Metazoa, Chordata, Actinopteri, Cypriniformes, Cyprinidae. The transcript has 5 exons. The coding region runs from base 23 to 1111 and encodes 362 amino acids. The record is from RefSeq and is a predicted model, not a curated record.
CAGGCUCUGGAAGUGAAUAGUCAUGACCGCUGAGCGAGCGUUUGUGUUCGAGGAUGAAGAUGAGCUGUUCAGCGUGAUGAAGGAUAUGGACUGUCUCUACUGUAGGAUUCCAGUCACUGCGUCUAAACAUCACCUCAAAAAGAAACAUCUCAGAUUCGCUAUUUAUUAUAAAGACUCUGGCAUUGGGAAGUUCUCCAUCCCCUGUUACUGCUCUGAUGGAGGCCAUGGCAGGAGUCACUGGCACUGCCCCAUGUGUCUAAAAAUACUGCACCGCACACAGAAUUACAAAAUCCACAUCACCAACCACGGUGUUGAGAUGACAGACAAAUCUUCAGCUGAGCUACAGCCUACAGCAGUCCCAUUAGAGAUCCCACGCACGGACAUCCAAGACAAGACACCAGGCAACAAGUUAGCGUGCCAGAAGUGUGGGACCAUCUUUACCACCACAUCAAAUUUGAGACGGCAUGAGAGGCUACAGCACGGCCAAGAACAGCAGCCCAUUUUAUGCAUAGAUCCCAAAAAUGCAAUCUAUGUCACACCCAAAUAUCUGCACGGACCCAGAGUGCCCAUUCAUAUCCGCAAAUCCUUCACCUUGCAGAUUCUGCUGUGUGAGCUGGAGGAAUGCUGGGAUUUCAUGAAAGCGCUGGCCCAGAGCGGGAAUCCUGGGAGGGAAUGCCGUCACCUCGUGAGAACGAAUUACGCUCAGCACUACGUCCCUCCUCCACCGCUGAGUGUCAUCUCUCUGGAGGAGAUGAGCCACAAACACCUCCUGUCUGCAUCCGAGAAACACGAGUGCCAGGAGAUGAACUCCAGGGCAGCUGUACAGGGGGUGGAUUGUGUCUACCCUGUUUUUUGGGGCGAGCAUGACCUUUCAGAGAGAUGUGUCUUCUUUUCUGUGUACACCGACCUUGAGGACAAAUGGUGUCAGUUUGGGAGGACACGGGUCUCGUUUGACACCAAGUGUGGCAGCUGGAAGUGUCUGUGUCAGCACAAAAGAAGCCGCUGCGUCCACAAGUGUUUGUCCAUGUGGUGGCUCUUCCAGGAGCAUCCUGAACUGUUGCAGAAGGCCCUAGAUGUCCACGCGGACAUGGAUGGAGAGGACGUGCUUUAA